AAUGGUUAGCAGCACUCGCAAGGUCGAACCCUUGGAAUCUGAGAGACGAUUAGCCGUAGGGAUGCCAGGCGGGGCUUAUUUAAAUAUCGAAUAUGUCAAUGUGCGAGUAUGUAUAUAAACAGCUGCUUUCAUCUGAUUCCCCGGGACUUCAGUAAUGAAAUUUAAGCGGAGAUUAAUGCGCCGGGAUUCCUAUAAACGGUGCAGUCAAAACAAAGUCGUCUCGUCUGUGACUGUACACUAGGGGCUACACUGGAAGAAGCCCUUUCCCUAUCAGUGAAACUGACUAAGAACAGAAAGUGGUCGCGGCUCUGAUUGAUCGCCCGCUGCCUCACACCCCUGAUGGCCGAGCUGGGCACCUAUCUGGGAGCCCUGGACACAGACAUACAUGCCGUCUCUCUUGGGAAUAUGCCGGUCCUGGCCCAGGCGGACUCCCCCGGCUUCCUGAACGAAAGGCUCGGGCAGAUCGAAGGCAGGCUCCAGAGAGGAACACCCAGUGACUUCACCCACCUGAAAGGCAUCCUCCGGCGGAGGCAGCUCUACUGCAGGACCGGCUUCCACUUGGAAAUCUUCCCGAAUGGCACUGUGCACGGUACCCGGCGGGAUCAUAGCCGUUUCGGAAUCCUGGAGUUCAUAAGCCUAGCGGUGGGACUAGUCAGCAUCCGUGGGGUGGACUCGGGACUUUAUCUGGGGAUGAACGAGAGAGGCGAACUCUAUGGGUCGAAAAAGUUAACAUCUGAAUGCGUAUUUCGGGAACAAUUUGAAGAGAACUGGUAUAAUACCUAUGCAUCAACUUUGUAUAAACACAUAGAUACUGGGAGACAUUAUUAUGUGGCUUUGAAUAAAGAUGGUUCACCACGGGAAGGAUACAGGACUAAACGGCAUCAAAAAUUUACUCAUUUUUUACCUAGACCCGUGGAACCUGAAAAAGUUCCAACAUUAUACAGAGACCUGUUGAACUAUAGUUGAUAAAACUCUGCUGCCUUGCAUGUGUUGUACAAUACAGGGAGCUUUAGCUGUUUUGGGGAGCAGUGCCAACAAGAAACUCAUGGCCAUUUCAGAGAUGACCUCUGGUUGAAAUCAUUACCACUAUUAAUACUAUCAAGCCUUUAUGAAGUGCACAGUCCCAGGAUUUCUUUUUAAUACUCACACAUCUAUAUUCUCCACUGAAUAUUGCUUCUAGAUAUUUGUUGAAGAGGUGAGGAAUAAAAGGACUCGGAGAUAAUGGACACUUUUAUUGCUGAAAAGAAAUGAACGGCCACUAAGUGGUGAUAAACGCUGCUGCAAAUAAAGAAGCUUUGAGCUAAAAAUUAUAUAUUUAUCAAAAGUUGAUAUAUUUUGGAUCUGUGGAUGACACACUGCUGAAAGCAGAUAUUUACUGUGCUACGUGGAAGAGAAGAGCCAAUAAAGGUAUAAAGAUUCCCAGUCUUUGGAAUGGGCUAAAAUUAUUACAUGGACACUGUACAAAUGGACAUAAUACUAUUUAUAGAAAUGUCAAUAUUAUAUUUAUUUUAUAUAUUUAUUUAUUACAUAGACUAUAUUUUUAAUUACAAUGUAUAGACCAGAUUGCUGUCUGGAAGGAUUAGAUCCUACUGAGAUGUAAAUGACCACUUUUAAGUUAUGAAGAUCAAUGAAUGUUGAGUUCUAAAGAUUAUGGACCAUAAAUAAAAUACUUUGUUCAAAGCAAAAAGUAUAUUGUACAAUUAACAUGUUGCUUGUUCGCUCAAUAAAAAGAGAUCAUUAUGACUUAACUUUAACAUGUAACAAAUAUUCAAAAGUAGUUUUAAUCAGUUACACUGCAAAACUCUAUUUUC
Stegostoma tigrinum is the source of this 1811-nucleotide messenger RNA. It is a transcript of the gene fgf16, whose product is annotated as fibroblast growth factor 16. NCBI's taxonomy places the organism in Eukaryota, Metazoa, Chordata, Chondrichthyes, Orectolobiformes, Stegostomatidae. The transcript is spliced from 3 exons. Bases 340 to 966 code for a protein of 208 amino acids. The record is from RefSeq and is a predicted model, not a curated record. Gene Ontology annotation, molecular function: fibroblast growth factor receptor binding; growth factor activity. Gene Ontology annotation, cellular component: cytoplasm. Gene Ontology annotation, biological process: positive regulation of cell population proliferation; positive regulation of protein phosphorylation; cell differentiation.